Messenger RNA from Exaiptasia diaphana, 1984 nucleotides. RefSeq lists its product as uncharacterized. Bases 119 to 1984 code for a protein of 621 amino acids. The record is from RefSeq and is a predicted model, not a curated record. NCBI's taxonomy places the organism in Eukaryota, Metazoa, Cnidaria, Anthozoa, Actiniaria, Aiptasiidae. The transcript has 5 exons.
AAACCAGCGAUCGAUGACCUGGUCUUGAUUGAUUGAUGGCAAGCCGUGUGGAGACACGAACGAAACAACAAUAUUUUUUCUUCCCAAGUGUUUUCGACUCUCUUCUAAGCAAAGUUUGAUGGCUGACAACACAGCGGAAACUGCUCUAAAAUAUCUAMGAGAUCCUUCAGUUGUGGUUGGMAUUGGCGCCGUAGCUGCGUCUCUCCUGUAUAUGGCGACUAGACCUUCUCCAACUUGCUGCCCCGUCGAUUCCACUCAACAAUCCAUUGAAAUCCCAAAUGACAACUAUGCUCGGCGUAGUGCCCUGUGUGAAGAAAUACUUGAAACUCUUUUUGAUGAUUGCACCACAACACAUGAGGUUUUCCUCCGAGGAGCUAAAAUAUCAGGUGACAAGCCUUGUCUUGGUCAACGAGGCACACCAGACGGCCCAUUUGAAUGGAUAACAUACAAUGAAACAGGAACUAUUGGCCCUAACGGAGAAAAGGUUGGUUUCUUUAGCUUCCCAAAAGAUACAUCACUAAAGAAAGUCUGGCUGGCUAAGAUCAGAAGAGAUCCUGGUAAAAACUUUAACUUAAACGAGAAUACAAAAGUAUGCUCUCUCCACUUCGAACCGUGCGACAUCCAGAAAGGAUACAGCGGAAAAAUGUCUCUAAAAAGACGUAAUGAAGUAUUCCCCACUAAGUUUAACUGGCGUACUUCACCAAGAAAGCGACCGGCUCCUUCUAUGAGGAUGGAUCCAGUAAGAAAUAAUCGCGCGAAAAAAAAACUGGAAGUCGACGCAACCAUAAUAACAAGUAGCGCUUCUGAAGAAGGUCAUUCGGCUAGUGCUGUUGAGGAAGUUUCACUGAGUACUGCGACAGAAGAACCCUGUAAUGAAGAGAUUUUUCAAUUAAAACUACAAUUAGAAGAACAACAGAAACAAAUAGCCGCUUUGUGCAAAGAAAAGGACGAUUUGUUAAGUGAAGUCGAGCAUUUACAACAACAAUGCGCCGAACUCAAUGAGAAAUAUUUAAAGCUGAAGCCACGUGUUUUUUGUUUGGAAAAUCUUUCCGACGAUGCAACUAUUUGCUUUUAUACUGGAUUCCCAAAUCUAAGAACAUUCGAAGCUACAUUUAAGUACUUGAAUCCUGGAGAUAAUGGCAGAAAUAUUCGCUACUGGUUAUCUAAAGAUCAAAGUGUUGGCGAGGAUCACUACAACCCUGACAACAUGGUUCAGCAUAAUAAGCGUGGCCGUCCGAGACUCCUCACACCAAGAGAAGAAUUUCUUAUGGCGUUGUGUCGACUGCGGCAAGCAAUGCCUGUAAAACAUCUAGCAUUUCUUUUUGGCGUUUCAGAAACUACAGUAAGCCGCAAUUUUAUAUCGUGGAUUAAUUUUAUGUAUCUGCGUUUUGGACUUAUUAACAUUUGGCCCUCUAGAGAAGAUGUUCAUGCCGCAAUGCCCGAGGAUUUUAAGACGAAAUAUCCUAGCACUAGAGUUAUAAUUGACUGCACGGAAAUUAAAUGCCAAAUGCCGAGUAGCUUGCUUUUGAAUAGCCAAUUAUUUAGUUCUUAUAAGAACAAUACCACACUUAAAGGCUUAGUUGGUAUAUCACCCUCUGGAKCAAUUACCUACAUCAGUCAGCUGUACACUGGAAGCAUCUCAGAUAGAGCAAUAGUAGAGAGAUCAGGCUUCUUAGAUCUUCCCUUCACUGACAAAGACAGUGUUAUGGCAGACAAAGGGUUUACAGUUGAAGACAUUCUCCCUCUUGGUGUAUCCCUUAACAUCCCACCAUUCUUAGGGGGAGAUGAACAAAUGACACCAGAACAAGUGAUCAAAACACAAGAAAUAGCAAGCCUCCGUAUUCAUGUUGAGAGGGCAAUAAAUAAGAUAAAAAAUUUUCACAUUUGGGAUAGAUAUGUCCCUUUAUCCUUAUUUCCAGUUGUAAAUCAGAUGUGGACAGUAUGUGCUUUUCUGUGUAAUGUACAAAACCCAAUUUUAUCUUAA